UCCAUUUAACAGCUACAAUAAUUAUAAGUAAAAUAUCCGUGAAACGACGAAUAUAAUUUUAUGAUAUCGGAUUUUGGAGCCAUUUUACAUGUAAUCGAAGGACGGUACCAUGUCCUUCUUGACAAAGCUGGUCUUAGUACCGGCACUCCUCGCCCUCGUCAGCGCGGAGUUCCCAUUCGAGCUGGAGGUAGACCUUGACUUCGACCCUGCCGUGGCCAGGAAUGAUGAUCCGGCUUCUUACCGUCUCCCAGAAGACCUGGACCCCAUCCACUGCAACAUCGAAGUGACUCCGUACUUCGAAACGGCACCAGAAGGCAAAGAGCCGUUCACGUUCGAUGGCGAAACUACACUUUACAUUAGAGUUUUAUCAGAAGGACUAACUGCUAUGAUAUUACAAGACAACGUGAAAGACAUUGUCAACGUAACCCUCGUCACGGAAAAUUUCGAUAUUGUACCUUUGAAUGACUCCACUCCAUUCGACCGUAUCCGUCAGUACUUCUUCUUAAGAAUCAACUUGGCAGAUGGCGUGACCUUGGCCAAUGGCCAAGUUUAUUUGUUAAAUAUACACUAUAUUGGAAACAUAAACGAGACGCCUCUUACAAGAGGAAUGUUCAGGGGAAACUACAAAGAUAGCAGUGGAAAGGUUCACUGGUAUGCAGGAACACAUCUUCAGCCGACCCAUGGAAGACAACUCUUCCCAAGUUUCGAUGAGCCAGGCUUCAAGUCUACAUACAACAUUACAGUUAACAGACCAGCUAAUUUCACACAAACUUAUUCCAACAUGGACAUAGCGGAGACUAUUCCCAUGGGAGAUCUCGUCAAAGAAGUCUUCCACACAACUCCUAGAAUGUCUGCUUAUCUGAUCUCGAUCCUGGUCAGCGAAGACUUCAAAGUCAUCGCUCAGAACAACGACGCUGAUAGACCUUACCGCAUCAUUGCUAGACCCAAUGCUCCUAAUCAAGGAGAAUACGCUUUGAAAGUAGGCCCUCCACUAACAAAAUGGUUUGAAGACUACUUUAGUAUUCCCUACUAUACCAUGGGCCCAGGUAUGAAGAAUGAUCAGAUAGCUUCACCUGAUUGGGCUUCAGGAGCUACUGAGAAUUGGGGCUUAGUUUCUUACAGGGAGCUUCGUUUACUCUAUGAAGAGGGAGAGACCAACGCUUUGGACAAAAUGAACAUCGGCACUAUAACAGCCCACGAACUGGCACACAAGUGGUUUGGCAACCUCAUCACUGCGAGAUGGUGGGACAACGUAUGGAUCAACGAGGGUUUCGCCAGCUACUUCGAAUAUUUCGGAAUGCAUGGAGUUUACCCAGAGCUGGAGCUUGAGUCGCAAUUCAACAUCAUGUACGUGCAAAGCGCUCUGUCCGCUGAUUCGUCCGCCGCCACUAGGGCUCUUCGACAUACAGUCAACAGCCCUACCGAGGUCACGGGACACUUCUCCGGCAUCAGUUACUCUAAAGGCGCUACCCUACUUCUCAUGCUGAAGCACUUCCUUUCUGAAGAUACAUUCAAGAAGGCCUUGAACCGCUUCUUGGUUGACAGGUCCUACGAGCACGCUUUCCCUGAAGACCUCUACGUAGCAUUCAAAAACGCCACCACCGAAGAUGGAACUCAGCUGUACAGUGCUGACAUCGAAGAAUUCCUAAAAUACUGGGUCGACGAGCCGGGGUACCCUGUGCUAGAUGUCACUGUCAACACGGAUACUGGGCUGGUUCAACUUUCUCAGGAGCGUUUCUUCAUCAGUGCAACGGCCACUCAAACACAGCAAGUGUGGCCACUACCUCUGACGUACACAACUGGGAAGAACCCCGAUUGGAAUGCAUUGACACCUACCACAGUCAUGUUGGGAAAAUCUGACGAGAUCCAAAUUGACGCUGGAGACGCGUGGGUUAUUUUCAAUGUACAGCAAAAAGGCAUGUACAGGGUAAACUAUGACGAAAAUAACUGGAAACGGAUAGCUAAUGCCCUCAAAGCAGAUAUCAACAACAUUCACUUCUUGAACAGAGCACAGAUAGUCGACGAUGUGUUUGCUUUGAUGCGCUCCCAGCGCAUGACUUUCGAGAAAGGCUUCGAAGUGCUCGAUUUUCUGAGGGACGACACGAGCUACUACUCCUGGUAUCCAGCCACUUCCGGCUUGAACUGGAUCCGGAACAGAUUUUUGCACCUGCCGAGUGUUUUGGCUGAGUAUGAUGCAGUUCUCUUCGAGUUCUUACAAGCUGUGAUCGAGGACUUAGGGUACGAUGUGGUGGAGGACGAGCCUCUCACCAGGACCUUGAAUAGACUAUUCGUUCUGUCUUUCGCUUGCAACAUCGGCCACUCUGGCUGUGUACAAGAUGCUCUUCAGAAGUUCACCGCUUUAAGGACUUCGCAGACUCCAGUAAACCCUAACCUGCGCCGUCACGUGUUCUGCGUUGGACUGCGCGAAGGCACCUACGAUGACUGGAACUGGCUGUACAACAGGCGAUUGGAUUCCAACAACCAGGGAGAUGAGGUGGCUAUGCUCCGAGCACUGGGCUGCAGCUCCGACGAGCAAGCUGUGAAAGAAUAUUUGGAGAUGAUAUUGAGUGAUGACGUCAAAGCGCAAGACACAGUGAACGCAUUCACUUUCCUCUUCAUGGGUGACAAGGGCAACGCGAAGAUAGCUCUGCAGUUCCUGAAGGAAAGAACAGAGGAGAUCAGAAAAGCUGUCGUUUUACCAGCAUGGUUUCAAAACGUGCUGAGCGGCAUCGCUGGUUAUUUGGAGGAAGAAGGAUUAGAAGACAUGGAGCAAUGGCUGAACAGCAACCAGGAGUCGGUUCCGGAGUUCAAUGUGGGUCUGUCCGCCAUCGCCUCUGCCAGAUCCAGCAUGAAGUGGGGUGAUGACAACGCGGACGCUGUUCUGAAAGCAAUGGGCCGUGGUUCGGGUCACGUCAUCGUACCGACUCUCAGUUUACUCUUUACGACUUUGAUAGCAUUGAUGCUGAGAUAGAUACAAAGAUUAUAAAAUGUACUCUGAUUUUAUGUCUGAUUUUCUAUUCGAGUCAUUUGACUUCUUCUAGGUACAUACUAUUGUUGUUGAUCAAUAUGGUCUACUUUUUAUUUGUGCAAUGGUUUUAGAUUAAAAUCAGAGUUACAUUUAAAUAUAAGUUCCUUGAAUGGGUAUUCUUUGUGCUUCCAAAUGCUUUAAUGACUGUACAUAAUGAUUUUUAUAUUACUUAUUAUAAAACACAAUGAAGAAGCAAUAGUCGUAACGAUGUGCCUUAUUUAUAUU
Molecule: messenger RNA, 3253 nt
Organism: Ostrinia furnacalis (Asian corn borer)
Lineage: Eukaryota; Metazoa; Arthropoda; Insecta; Lepidoptera; Crambidae
Product: membrane alanyl aminopeptidase
Exons: 16
Coding region: 110-2971 (953 amino acids)
Biological process (GO): proteolysis; peptide catabolic process
Cellular component (GO): membrane; cytoplasm
Molecular function (GO): peptide binding; zinc ion binding; metalloaminopeptidase activity
Source: RefSeq, a predicted model, not a curated record